This is a messenger RNA of Cryptomeria japonica (Japanese cedar), 945 nucleotides long. RefSeq names its product cytochrome P450 76T24-like. Lineage: Eukaryota; Viridiplantae; Streptophyta; Pinopsida; Cupressales; Cupressaceae. The record is from RefSeq and is a predicted model, not a curated record. The transcript has a single exon. Bases 1 to 945 code for a protein of 314 amino acids. Gene Ontology annotation, molecular function: heme binding; monooxygenase activity; oxidoreductase activity, acting on paired donors, with incorporation or reduction of molecular oxygen.
AUGGUGUUCUACACGACUCUGAAUUUGUUUGGCAACUUGAUAUUCGGGGCAAACAUGUGCGAUCCGCAUGAUCCAGCUUCCGCGGAGCUCAAAAAUACAAUCUGGAAAAUAAUGAAGCUCGUCGCAAUGCCCAACAUGGCGGACUAUUUUCCGUUUCUCCGGUUCCUCGACCCCCAGGGCGUGUCCUGUGCGAUGACCAGACAUUUAAGGUUAUUGUAUAACUUUUCUGAUGCGUUCAUACAGAAAAGGCUCGCCAGCACCAGCCAAAGCGUUAAGCCUGACGACUCCGAGAAGGAUUUUCCGGGUGUUCUAUUGGAUUCCAGAAGUGGGGAUUUUACGUCCCUCUCUGGCAUUCGAGCCUUGGUAGCUGUGAGUAGUACUGAAAAGUCUUUUAUUUUCUAUAAAUCUCUGGUAUUUCUCCAGAUCUCUAAUUGUGCUCUCUGGUUUCAGGAGUUGUUUGCUGCGGGUACUGAAACGACCACUACAUUAACAAUAGAAUGGGCCAUCGCCGAAUUCAUUCGCAAUCCACAGAAAUUAAACCGAGUCCGUCAGGAAUUGAAUGAAGUUGUUGGUUGCAAUAGAAGACUAGAAGAAUCUGUCGUAGACCGUCAGCCUUAUCUCCAUGCAGCCGUGAAGGAAACAUUGCGAUUGCAUCCGGCAGUUCCAGUGAUUGUCCCACACGAAGCUGAAAGCUCCUGCGAGAUCGGGGGAUUUACGAUACCCAAACAUAGCCAGGUAGUCCUGAACGUGUGGGCCAUUGGGAGGGAUCCUUCGGUUUGGAAGAAUCCCUCGGAAUUUAUGCCGGAGAGAUUUUUGGAGGGAGAGAAUAGCAAGAUAGAAUACAGUGGACAAAACUUUGAGCUAAUUCCAUUCGGAGCAGGAAGAAGAAUGUGUCCGGCGAUCCCAUUGGCAAGUCGUACGAUUCAUAUUGUUGUGGCUUCCUAA